AUGAUAGGAGGGCAUAGCCUCACGGGAGCUCCUCACCAGGUUCCGCCGCCGCGUACGCAGGUACUUCCUUUCUUUUUCCUUCGUUGGUAUGAAGCGGAAUAAAAAUAUCCAGUUUGAAUAAAACCUGUUAACGGCGCUUUCAGAGGAUUUUUAGCUGAGAAUAACUCGCGAUAAAGCAAGAUCGCUGGCGCGCGAGAAGAGAGCGGCAUGUUUGCGAGUACGUAAAUGUACCGCCAGCGAUCUCGUUUUUUUUUUAUCGUGCCGGACUAGGCAGCUAUUUUUAGUGUAGUUUCGCUCAUUCGGCAGUCAUUUUCCGGAAAAAAAGUGAUUGAUUUUUGAAAUAAAUAAGCCAGGGAUAAAUCAACUGUAAAAAUAUUAUCCAGAUUUUUCAGUUCCACUUUGAUUCGAGUGAUUUUUCAGGGAGCUGCAACUGGUGGACAGCAACUCUCGGCGACAGCCAAUCAAUUCGUUGAUAAGAUCGACCCCUUUAGCAAAAGAGGCACCAGCCGGAGAAGGUUUGUUUUUGUUCAACUUUUUGACGACCGUUCGUUUCCUUCAUUCUUAUAUAAAGUUUCUCGCGAGCUUUCUUUUUCAUUUUUCUGCUUUCAAUGAGAGUCCGUCUUUUCAGCGACUUUUUUCAUCGAUACAUAAGGAGGAAUAGGUUUAAGUUGUUUUUUUAAAUUUUGUAAAUAUCUGAAAAAAAGAUUUUCGACAUCUAAUUCAAGCCGAAAUUUCUUAUUUUUUUCUUUCAAAGAUCAAUAAAGCAUUACGAAACUAACAUUUAAAAAAUUUCCAAGGGAUCACGAAAGCUAUUUGUUUUCAGACGCAUAGUGAACAGCAGUCGUUACCAUGCCGAAAAUGAACCAGAGCUCACUCAGCUCUCCUUGAUUAAAGGUCUUUUUCUUUGAGACAUUGUCUUCAAACAUAUUUUAAGACACACCGGCAGCCGAUCAACCCAACUUGGUUGUACAAAAACUGGGACAAUGUCAGAAGAUUUUCGACUUUUACGACCCUGUGGCUCAACUGAAGAGCAAAGAAAUCAAGCGAGCUGCCUUGAAUGAACUCAUUGACCACAUCACGACUACCAAGGGCGCUAUUGUCGAGGGAAUUUAUCCGGAGGUCAGCUUCUAAUUCUCUUUUUUUGUUUAAAGGAUAAUGUUCAGGUAAUCAAGAUGGUUUCAAAGAACAUUUUCCGUGUCCUCCCUCCUUCUGACAACUGUGAAUUUGACCCUGAGGAAGACGAACCCACUCUCGAAGUUUCCUGGCCACACCUGCAGGUAUAAAAGUUUUUAUUGAUUCGUUUGUUGAUUGUUAGGAAGUCGAAAGUGGAUUUACUUUCACAAAAGAAUCAGCCAUAGAUAGCUCAUCUUACAGGAGAGGUAGUUUUAAUAGGAAACGGAGAGACGCAAACACUCAAAAACUGUCAAAUCGCGGAGGGCGUACUAUGAAUUUCAGAUAGUCUAGAUUGAGCUUUUUUGCGUCUUGCUCAGAACAUAUUCUCUUUUCAUUUGUAUACCUGAAGAAUUUUUGAGCAAAGUUUGAGCCGAAUCCAGUUUGACAUAAGCAAGGCUCAACAGGGUAGGAUUUUCUAGAAGUUGACAGUGAAUAUGAACUGUAGAAUUUUCAAACGAGUUUUUGCAUCCGACUAACGAGUUUAGUUUGUAUCACAAUUUUUUAUCAUUUACGAGAACAUUUUUUAAUAUAUAUCACGAAAAAGUACAAAAAUGCAAAUUGCAAGUUGGUCUACGAGCUGUUCCUGCGUUUUCUUGAAUCUCCGGAUUUCCAAGCGUCAGUUGGAAAAAAGUACAUUGACCAAAAGUUCGUCCUAAAUGUGAGUUUUUUUUUCUUUACUCGAAAAUGAUGGUUCACUUUAGCUGUUGGAUCUUUUUGACUCCGAAGACCCAAGAGAAAGAGAUUUCCUGAAAACCGUUCUUCAUAGGUUACCUCUGCUCACAUUUUUUCGAUUAUUUUUCUUUUCUAGAAUCUACGGCAAAUUUCUCGGUCUGCGCGCUUUUAUCAGGAAACAGAUCAACAACAUGUUCCUCUCGUUCGUUUUCGUUCCGAAUUCUUGCGAAAUUUCUCAUGUUUAGUUUUGUGUACGAAACGAAUUCUUUCAACGGAGUCGGUGAACUGUUAGAAAUCCUGGGAAGGUGAUCGUUCGCAUAUGAAAUAUAAAAACGGCCGAUUUCAGUAUCAUUAACGGGUUUGCUCUGCCUCUGAAACAAGAGCAUAAAGUAUUCCUCGUCAAAGUGCUUUUGCCGCUUCACAAACCAAAGAGUCUGUCCCUCUACCAUGCUCAGGUUUGUUUGUUUCGAUAUGGAAAUUAAGAACAAAAAUAAUGAAUAUUACCUUCAGAAAAUUUGUUUGAAUUCAUUGUUUCCCAAGUGGGCAGGUAAAACUGAUUUGCGAUCAGCAAUCAACAUAGUUUCUGGAUUUACAUUCCGCAGAACAACUAGACUUUGAAAAGCUCAAUUUCCGCCGCUCUUUGUAUGUUUUUUUUCAGAGUAGGGAUUCCAAGUCACAGUUCUUAUGUCAUUUGCGGUGUUAUUGAAUGAUGACGAUUCCCAAAAAAGUUCAUCGCCGCAGAUCAAUCCUAAAAAAUCUCGAAAAAAUUUUCUUUGCUUUUGCAACGAAGAAUUUCAACCUUGUAUGAGCUUUCUCGAAGUUUUAUUUCAAAUACCGAUUCACUCCAACCAUUAUCUGCCGUUUUGGAUAUUCAAUCCAUUUUCUAUCAGAGAAAAAAAAAGGAUUAUAUGAUUGGCCUUCGGUUCAUAACACACCUUCCAGCUGGCUUACUGUGUCGUGCAGUUCAUCGAGAAAGAUUCUUCGCUCACUCCGCAAGUUUUCGAUGCCCUCUUGAAGUUCUGGCCGAGGACCUGCAGCAGCAAGGUUAAUUCAGUUUUCGGAAAUAAAAAGCGGAAGAAGAUAUUUUCAGGAGGUGAUGUUCCUCGGAGAAGUCGAGGAGAUCCUCGACAUCAUCGAGCCCGAGCAGUUCAAGAAGAUCAUUGAUCCGCUGUUCAGACAGUUGGCCAAAUGUGUCAGCAGCCCGCAUUUUCAGGUGAAGCUGUUUUUAAAGUCUUUUUCUGGCCUUUUUCCUGUUUUUGUCCAUAUGUAGUGCUCCAAAAGCCGAAAUGAUGCCCAAAUAUUUUGAUUAAUGUAUCCAAAGUUCAAAACUGUACGUAAUCCUUUUUGAAAAAAACGAAGUAUGCGAAAGAUAGAAAAAAAUAUCAAAACAGUUUUAAUAAAAAGUUUGGAAAACUGAAGUUAUUAAAAAUGUUCAGAAAAAAAACGUAUUCGUUGAAAAUCCGGAGAUCAAUUUUUUUAAAUUGUUUUAUUGCAGGUAGCCGAACGAGCUUUGUACUUCUGGAACAACGAGUACAUAUUGUCUCUGAUUGAGGACACGAGCUCUCUGGUAAAUUCGCUCAUUCGGACAGAAGUUGAUAGUUUGGGUUUGAGGUCAUGCCGAUCAUGUUUCCCGCCUUGUAUCGGAUCUCCAAAGAACACUGGAACCAGACAAUUGUGGCGUUGGUUUACAACGUCCUGAAAACAUUUAUGGAGAUGAACGGGAAACUUUUCGAUGAGCUCACAUCUACGUACAAAAGCGAGAGACAAAAGUGCUUUUUUUUCCGCUUCAUUUUUCUUACAAAGUCUUGUCUGCUUUUCAAAGUUGUGUAUAGCAGCGACAAGUCCUUAUCGAUCGGUUCUCUACGAAAUUUCCCACUAUUGAAGAGUGUUAAGUUAAACUUGGAACCAUGUGUACUCUUUCGUUCACGUGAAAAGUUUCUGUUACUUAAAAUUAGCUCUAUCACUGUUCCCCCAGCACAAAGAAACAACUAUUUUCGUGAGAUUUUAUGAGGAAAACCAUUUUUUUUUUCUUUUUUUUUUGAUUUGAGGAAUAUAUGCUCAUCUUCUACAUUGAACAGUUUUUGAUACAGUUUUUUGAAAAUACCAGUGCGCGAAAUGAAAAAAUUGCAUUCCAUGCAAGUAUCUGCACAUGAAAAAACUAAUACUCCUCCGUAUCGAUUUCUUCAAUGUUUAGAAGAAUUUAAUUAAGAGAGAGAAAGCGUGAGAAGGAUCGCGACGAGCUUUGGAAGAAACUGGAGCAACUGGAGCUGAAUCCUCCUUCGGAUGGAAAAGAAGUUCAGCCGCCGAUUUUCCCGCCGCAGCCGCUGCAGCAGUACUUGCAGGUUGGACUUUUUUCCAAGGCCAUUUCCACCUUCUCGCAGAGCCAUCGCCCAGUGACGAUCCAGACGGGCACGAAUGCUGGCGAGAAAUCUCCCUCCACGGGCAAAAAGUCUUCGACAGGCAGCAAUAACGCUGGUACCAGUCCCUCUGGCAAAAAGUUUGUCUUUUUUUCAACGUCUCUCUUUAUACUUGACAAUGUUCAGGUGA
Caenorhabditis auriculariae is the source of this 4392-nucleotide messenger RNA. Lineage: Eukaryota; Metazoa; Nematoda; Chromadorea; Rhabditida; Rhabditidae. The record is from the annotation of a GenBank genome assembly.